GACAGGGAGGGGUCAUCGGGGACUGGUUCCUCUGAGUAGACACUGACGCCAAGGCCCUGGACAGGUGACCACAAUACGGCCUUACAGAUUCCUUGCUGUGUGUGUGAGAUUGCCCAGAUUUUCUCUCUGACACUGAAGUGCACCUUCCAACAGUUGAGGGGAUCCAGAAAGUAAUUAUGGACCUAAUGGAUGAAUUUAACGAUGAUUUUCCAACUGUCCUGGGAUUAUCACAAUCUACUCAGAAAGAAGAACCUGCGCAGGAAACAAGCAAAAUCAGAAUGGCUGCAGCGUGGGUGAGAAUCAACCGGGAAGCGGUGCUUCGAGGGCUGAGCGGCCUGGCCCUGGCCUCGGAGGCCCUGGCGCGGCUGCUGCGGCCUCGGCUGGUGGGGAGGCUGGUGGCGCUGCGGGCCCUGUCCCGCCGCCUGCUGCGCCAGCGCCUCGUGUCCCCGCCAGGCCCCGCUGGUGGGGAGCAGGCCAGAAGAAGUUCUUUCUUUGAAAUCAUUUCUAUUCCAGCAAAGACUGCUUUAACUGCCAUGAUGUAUGCUUCAUAUGCGGCACUAAUCUAUUUGGCAGUCUUAAUGAAUGCUGUGCUGGUGGCGGCCAGGAAUAUUUGUGAAGAAGAGGAAGUCAUACAGCGAAACAGAGAAAGUGAAAAUUCUAGAAAAGCCUUUUCAGAGCCAGUGUUCUCGCAGCCCAUGUUUCCUGAAGGUGAAAUCGAAGCAAAACCUUACAGGUCCCUGCCAGAGAAGCCAGGCACUUUGUAUCAUCCUGAACUGCCUGCUAAUAAGCAGAGUAACAAGAUCCAGGUUUUACAUUCAGUGUUUGACCAGUCAGCUGAAGUGAAUGAGCAAAUGUGAACACAAAUGACCCUGGAGAGAGCUAAGAGUUACAAUUUAAGGGACACAUUUCAUCUGACAGAGCUAGAUCAGUAUACAUAUAUGUAGGCCCUGCUUUAAUAAAAAUGGGGGAGACCAGUACUAAAACUAUUACCAAAUGUCAUUCUGUAGUCUUAUUUGGUAGAGAAAAUAAAAUCUUGAUGUAGACCAUA
Molecule: messenger RNA, 1048 nt
Organism: Cavia porcellus (domestic guinea pig)
Lineage: Eukaryota; Metazoa; Chordata; Mammalia; Rodentia; Caviidae
Gene: Spata9
Product: spermatogenesis associated 9
Exons: 5
Coding region: 177-857 (226 amino acids)
Source: RefSeq, a predicted model, not a curated record